Molecule: messenger RNA, 1856 nt
Organism: Osmia bicornis bicornis
Lineage: Eukaryota; Metazoa; Arthropoda; Insecta; Hymenoptera; Megachilidae
Product: male determiner protein Mdmd(Y)-like
Exons: 4
Coding region: 472-1707 (411 amino acids)
Source: RefSeq, a predicted model, not a curated record
AGGUAAACAAGACGGCGGCCAGACGUUUCGCGACAUCCAAACACACCAGCCGUUCGAACGCGGUAAUAAGUGAAAUCGUAUCGGUAACAAUCGAAUAUUCGUUGAAAGCGUUUCGUUUUCCACGAUUCUUAAAUUAGUCGUUGCUCAACGGUGAUUCGCGUGCCGACGCGUGUUUUAACGCGUGUAUUGGUAACGCGUUCGUUUUCAUCUCGAAACAGAGAAAACCGAAAAUACACGGGGUUUGACGUAGAAAGCAGAGUUUCAAAGUAAGCAAGCAACCAAGGAAAAUCGAUCUCGUAUUUGUUUCUUUUUGCCUGUACACUCGAGGAACCGUGGCUCGAACUUCGACGGACUCUAGGAACAGCUCUAAUUUCGCCAAAUCACCUUGCGAUCUAAUUCUACGCGACCGUACGUCGUCGACGCGUUUCUCUUUCUGCGUAUUUUCUUGCUCAUUUUUCUUUUCCAAUUAAAAUGAGCCGUGAAGCGAUCCCGAGAAGAGCCGCGCUCUCGUUCACCGCACUCGGCGGUAUUUUGGACAUGGAUCAAAUUAUGGAAAGCGAUACGUGGCAUGAUAUCAACAGAUUCAUGCAACAGAAUUUCAGGCAACAAGUGUUGAACGAAUUGAGCCCGGAACGCGUCGCAGAAGGUGAUGAAUACAGCGGAAAAGAUCGAAAGACGUCAUCUUCCAGGAAACCUCGUGCAAAAGGAAAGAGUCGAGAGGACGAGAAAAAGUCGACGGAGACGAAAGAGGACGGAGGUCAAGGGUCGCAGGAAAAUGAAAAAAAUCAAGGGAAAAGGAAGAAGGGUGUUAGCCAGAAACGGAUGGUAGAUGGUAAAGGCAAAAAGGAAGGUAAACAAAGGAGCGUUCCGAAGGAAAAACCGAGUAAAACUUCAAAGGCGUCAAACAAUCGGCAGAAGGUUGAAAACGUUUUGAAACCGAACCCCAAGGUAAACUCAAUCUCGAAACCAACCAGGAAGAAGGCGGCAAGUGCCGCUAAAGAUAUGCAAGCCACAGGUACUGAAACUGUAAACGUAAUAACAAAUAAAAAUGAAACGAUGAUAACCACUUUGGGAAGCAUAAACUCGCAGCUGCCCGUCAAUACUAGCACGCCGAAGAGCAAACGCGCGCAAGUUAACGAUUCAAUAGGGGAAAAGGAAGCAGAAAAGAACGCAUCAGGGUUGAAAAAAGCUCCCUUCUCGACGGACGCUUCUUCCAAGAAAUGUCGUGCGACGGAGAUUUGUCCGAGAAAAGAUUUGAGUAAAAGGAGGGAUGAAGUUACAGUCGGGAAGAAGAAAAACACAAAUGCGUCCGUAAACUGCGAAACUGAGGAGACUAAAAGGAAAAAGGAAAAUAAAGAACCCGCAAGUUCGAACACGGGAAAACCACUGAAGUGUAGCAAGCAAGAGGAGAAAAACACCGAGACAGGUAAGAAGAAGAUCGGAAAGCACGAGCAACGGCUGAUCGAAAAGCGGAAAAGACGAGAGGAGAGAAAAAUCAGACGCCACGAGAGAAACGCGGAAAAAGCCAUGAAAGCAUUCGCGCAUCACGUAACGAAGAUUGUUACGAAAAUGGGAUACCUGCCAGACAGCGGUUCAUACCCGAUGGACGAUUCCGAUCUUUCCGACGAGUAUUUGAGCUUUUCCAACAGCUCGUGUUCCUGCUCCAGCACGUGUUCCAACUGCAGCUGCCAUCUGAAUAAAUCUUAGUUUCCAAAGAACCAACGAUACCGAGAAAUUUUAAAAACUUGACAAUUUUUAAUACAAGAACUUGGGCGUUCUAAUUCAACUUAUUUAAAUGAAACGAAAUACACGCGUGUACAGGUCAUGGAAUACAGAAGUUAAUGACUAAUCGAGCA